Arabidopsis arenosa is the source of this 1215-nucleotide messenger RNA. The record is from the annotation of a GenBank genome assembly. NCBI's taxonomy places the organism in Eukaryota, Viridiplantae, Streptophyta, Magnoliopsida, Brassicales, Brassicaceae.
ACAAAGCCAACCUUUUACUCUCUAGCUACAUAACUCGAAUUCCUUUUAGUUUUUUUUUUUUUGGUUCUAUUUCGACAAGAGAUACGACCAAAAUGGUGAAAUCUGCUGAUGAUAUUGUUUCACUGAUGAUGGUUCUUUAUCCGGAGGAGAUGAUGCAUGAAAUUAUCGGAGAGAGGAUAGAGAACAUGAAUGUUAAACAUACACAAUUUCGAACGAGUCCUCAAAAACGCCAAACUGUUCGUCGUUUUGAGGUCGGACCAUCUUCGGAAGAGGAGUACGUUCCUAAUAUCUUUGGGGAUGCAGUGCCAAGAAAGAAGAGAAGUCCUUGUCACCGAUCAUCUUCUUCUCGCACCAUGACAACAACACGGACGCGUGCCAUCGAACAACAAAGAUCAAUCACUUCCGUGGAACCAGUACUACAAAACCCUAAUCCGGGUUUAGAGUCUUCUCCUUCUUCUUACGUUAGUCGUCGUCGUUCCAAGGAAAAACGUCCCAUUAACGUGAAAGAGAGAAGUCGAAAGAAACGCAAAGUCGUUAGUCCUUUAGAGGUGGAACCAAUUCAAACAACUCCACCGGAUUGGCUUUUGAACGUGAUGAGGAGAGAAGAGAACGGCUACAAUCCGAAGCUGAUCUCAACGAGGAAAAUCUUUCAGACUGAUCUCGGAACACAACAAGCACGUCUCUCAGUCCCUUUUAAGCAGGUUAUCAAUCCGGACUUUUUGACAGAGAAAGAGACAAGAAUCUUAAAUGAAAAUGCAAUGAAGAUUCGUGACGAUGGUGUGAGUGUGGAUUUGGUGGAUCCUAAUCGGAAGAAGCAUGAGCUUGAGUUGAGGAAGUGGAAGAUGAGUGGAAACUGGUAUUAUAACUUUGUUAAAGGUUGGAAAAAUGUGCUUGGUGCUAACAGCUUUGAGGAAAAAGACGUCUAUCCUCUCUGGUCUUUCCGAUCUGGAACAGGUAAACUCUGUUUUGCUCUCACCCCUAAAAUUUCCAGCAACAGCAACGGCUCUACUUCAUGAGAAUCUGGCCGUGGAAACUCUCUUCCUGGGGGCGAUGGCGCUUCGACUACUGGUGAAUCUGGCCAGGUACCUGUUCCUCCUCCUCCGGCAAGAGAGUCUAGUUACUCCGGGCAAGCUUGUUCAGGAGCGAGCAGCUCUAGUUCUUCCUAAUCAUAACUCUGCCUAUUGCUUAAGCCACAAGUAAAAAGGAUUUAGUUUA